AAGAAGUUGAGACGCACACUAACCGCUGUGAAGGAGGACAUUGUCUGAAAAUUCAGCAACAUUUUAAAUCUGGUUUAUGCAUCUGUCAACCACUCAAUGCUUCAAGUGUAUGCAUCAACUGCAACAUGAGCAAUGUAACAGCACACAUUAACAAUUUUCCAGAUGAAAUACUUCUACAUAUAUUCAAUUAUUUACCUACAACGGACUUGCUCGUGUGUGUGACAAAAGUGUGUACUCGAUGGAACGCCUUCGCAUACGAUCGCAAGCUUUGGAAUCGCAGAAUGGUGGAUCUACCAGAAGAUACCUCUGUGCAGGCUUUGGUUGAAUGUUUCCCUAAAUGCACAUCUGUCAGUAUGGAACUCAACAGUGCCUCUUGGCCUGGACAGGCUAUGUUUGACGGGAAACACCUACACGCAUUCAUGCGGACAAGAGACUGUUUCCUUAGUUUCCUAACAACAAUAAUAAAAAAUGGUGAUGACAUUACAGAUAUAUCUGUAUGUGGCGUUAACGAGGAUGUGGAGGAAGUGCUGACGGUCAUUGCCCACUUACCGAAUCUAAAGACUUUACUUAUAAAUGGAUCAUUUUUUGCUGAUAAUUCAGGAAUUAGGCACAUUGGGGACAACUGUCCACACUUGAGGAAAGUGGACACAGGCGAAAUCACGUUUGCAGAAGAGGAAGUGGAAUAUUUUAUAAGAAAGAAGAAACAUCAGCUGACACAUAUAGGUUUGGCCCUACAAACAGCUGAAGGUUCCUCAUUGUUGCCUUUUCUGGGCCUCUGUGGUGAUACAUUAAUCAGCCUGGAUAUUUAUGGCAUUGCAGGCUUUUAUAUUACUGUCGUGGAUGAUGUAACUGUUUUCAGUGCCCUUAAAAAAUUGGAACAUCUCAGAUUUCACAAUUACAUCAAAUUUGGGAGUGAUGUCCUUGUAAAUGCAUUUACCUCCAGCUGGUUCUUAAAUCUGAGGACUCUUGUGAUAGAUACUGCCACUUAUGUGGAUGAUGAAGUAAUGGCAGCCAUCAGUCUCAAUUGCCCACUGCUGAAUGAGCUGCAGAUCAACUAUUCUCAAAUUACAGGAGAGGGACUGAAGUACCUGCACUGUCUCCGGAACCUGCAGAAGCUGGACCUGUCGCUCUCACAACUUUUGAAGUCUCUGGGAACACUCUCGCAGUGUGUCCAGCUGCGAAAGCUGAGCCUGGAGAGCUGCGCACGUGUCCAUUCGAGAGAAAUAGCGGAUGCAGUGCCGCACAUCCACGAGCUGCGAGUACUCGACCUCAGCCAGUGUGGGGCGUCACUGCUCCGUCUGCGGGAGCUGCCACAGCAGCUGCCCUUCCUCCGUACACUUGUCCUUUAUGGUGCUGACAUAAAUGUAGAACAGCUACAAGCUAUGAGGCACUGCGCACCACACAUUAAUGUUGUGAUAUAAAAAUCUGAAUUUGGCAGUCCAAUCGUAUACUGAGUGAAAAAUGGGGACCUGUUGUGUAAAAUUUAAUCCUUGUGAUGCAGAUUAUGUUUCUUACAAGGUGUAAGAUACUAGUCACAGAAAGCGUGUAAAAGCUGUUAUGUAAUACUCAUAUUCAGUAUUAAUGUGCUUAAAGUAUCUGCAAAUCGUGUCCACCUUAGAAAGGGCAUAUUCGAGCUAAAGCAAAUUGUAAGGUCUUACCGCAGUAGCAUAGAAGACCACCAACUUCUACCACAUGUUAGCCUUUUUAAAUAAUUUCUCUAGAUUUUUUCGAUUGCCAGAAGCCACAAUAUAUUAAUCAUACAAUAACAGUUGUUAAACAAUUGAGAGUUGAUAAUGUAUUGUACCUGAUGCUUUAUAUUCACAGCGAUUGUGAUUUAAAAGUAACUGUCAUGUAAUUUUAUAUAUUUCUUUCCUUUUAUUUAUUAUAUAUACAAGUCUCAUCCAUUUUGUUCCUUCCCUUUAAAUUAAUGCUCUUUGUAAAAUUACUGACAGGAACAAAGUGAAGGAUUUCCCAUGAGUUUGUUGACCAAACUGCCUUCACUCUCACAUAAAGGAAAAGUGCAGAAAAUCUUAAUUCACAAAUUUGACUUCAUGUAAAUGUAUACCUCAAAGGAUGCCUAUGGUAUCUUAUUCAUUCACACACACAAAAAAAAAAAAAAAAAAAAAAAAAAAAAAAAAUCAUUGUGAAAGUGGUAUUGACAAAUACACCUCUUAAAUGUAUUAUUUGAUAGGUUCUGCACAUUUACAUUUCAUUUCUUUAUGCAAAGAAUACCUCCAAAUGAUAUUUUCAGUUUCAGAAAGUAAUUGUUAUUGUUUAAGGUAACUAUGCAAGGUGAAAAGCCACCAGUAAAAUGGGGAAGCCGAACAGGUUUAUUUCCAGCACAUUGCAAAUGUUCAGGUACCACACCACAAGUCUCACAUUAUACCAAAUACUUACAAGCAUUGGUAAAUCAGUACAAUAGCCACAGAGGUGCAUGUUUGAGAUGCAACUAGCAUUCUUGCAAAUAUUGACACAAACACAUUACCCUUUAUAGAAACUUAUUUCGUAAUUUGCACCAGAGCGUGAAUUUUUUUCCUUUGCGUGUAUCACAUUGCUUCAAGAAGUACCAGAAUGAAAAUGUAAUAUGUAAAUAAAAUGAAACUUCUGAAGUAAUUGAAAGCUAGUAAGUUUUGCCCCAGAUUUUUGAAAUAAUAGCUGAGUUAACAUUGCCAAUUUUUACAACACAUUGACAUUUUCUCUGUCAGCCUUUGACAGGUCUUUUGAGACCAGUUCUCAGUUGCUUACUGUCUAGUUUUCUACCAACAUUCUAAUGUUGUCUUCAGCCCUAGAUAUCUCAGUAUUCUAUAAGGAACAGUCAAGUGUAAACGAGACAGAUAGAAAAAAGUAAAUAAACUGUUUAUUAUUUCAAAAGUAAUCAUCAUAGCUGUUAAUACAUUUAUCACACUUUGAGACAGAAUAAUCAGUACAUUAAUUGUAAAAUAUUUGCAGUUGCCUACGGAACCAUAAUUGUCCCCAGGUAUGCACCUCUUCAUCAGAAGCAAAUUGACGGCUGUGUAUGUCUUGCUCCAGGCUCUAAAAAUAUGGAAAUCACAAGGGGAGAGUUUGGGACUGUAUGGAAGAUGUGUAAGGGCUUCCCAGUGAUUUGAAAUAGCCUUGGUAACAUGUGGUUCCAUAUUUCUGAAGCCCUGAAGAAAGACACCCAUGGCUGUCGAUUUGCUUUGAAUAAUGAGGUGCACACCUGGGUACCAUCAUGGUUUUGUAGGUAACUGCAAACAUUCGUCCAUGAACACAUUGACUACCUUGUCUCACAGUGUGAUAAAUG
Messenger RNA from Schistocerca cancellata (South American locust), 3283 nucleotides. Its product is annotated as F-box/LRR-repeat protein 7-like. Gene Ontology annotation, molecular function: protein binding. NCBI's taxonomy places the organism in Eukaryota, Metazoa, Arthropoda, Insecta, Orthoptera, Acrididae. The coding region runs from base 126 to 1421 and encodes 431 amino acids. Gene Ontology annotation, biological process: SCF-dependent proteasomal ubiquitin-dependent protein catabolic process. The transcript has 4 exons. Gene Ontology annotation, cellular component: SCF ubiquitin ligase complex. The record is from RefSeq and is a predicted model, not a curated record.